AUGGCCGACAUGUUCGAAGCAGCGCCAGCUCCCAAGACGGAGCUUGGCCGCUACAGAGUCCUUAGCAGCACCGCUGGUGUUCGCGUGAGCCCGUUGCAACUCGGCGCCAUGUCUAUCGGAGAGGCAUGGAGCUCCUUCAUGGGCAGCAUGAACAAGGAGAACUCUUUCAAGCUUCUUGACGCCUUCGAGGAGGCCGGAGGGAACUUCAUCGACACGGCGAACAACUACCAGAACGAGGAGUCCGAGGAGUGGUUGGGCGAGUGGAUGGAGAAGAAGCAGAACCGUGACUACAUGGUCAUCGCAACCAAGUUCACCACGAACUAUGUGAUGGGAAAGGUUGGCAAGGGAAAGAGUGUCAACCAAUGUGGCAACCACAAGAAGUCACUUCAUGUCUCCCUGCGCGACUCGCUCAAGAAGCUUCGCACUGAGUACCUCGACAUCCUCUACGUCCACUGGUGGGACUGGACCACCUCGAUCGAAGAGAUGAUGGACUCGCUCGAUGCCGUCGUCAAGAGUGGCAAGGUGCUCUACCUCGGCAUCAGCGACACUCCAGCAUACAUCGUGAGUGCUGCCAACGCUUACGCAAAGGCACACGGCAAGACACAAUUCUCCAUCUACCAAGGUCGAUGGAACAUCAUGAUUCGGGAUAUGGAGCGCGAGGUCAUUCCGAUGGCUCGACACUGGGGCAUGGCAAUCGCUCCUUGGGAUGCUAUCGGCGGCGGAAAGUUCCAGACCAAGAAGCAGCUCGAGGAGCGCAAGAAGAACGGCGAAGGUCUCCGCAGCAUGUUUGGCUCAGAGCAGACCGAGGAGCAGGUGAAGAUCUCGGAAGCGCUGGAGAAAGUCGCCAACGAGCACGGCAUCGAAUCACCCACAGCAAUCGCUCUCGCCUACGUCAUGUCCAAGGCACCAAACGUCUUCCCUAUCGUCGGUGGCAGGAAGGUUGAGCAUCUGCAGGGCAACAUCAAGAGCUUGGAGAUCAAACUCUCACAGAAGCAGAUCGAUUAUCUGGAGAGUAUCAUUCCUUUCGAGCCAGGUUUCCCGAACAACUUCAUCGGCGAAGAUCCUCACAUAACGGGGCAGGCCUCAGGACUGCUUGCUGCUGUGGCGCCGAUGGCUUGGGUGCAGUCCGGGAAGCCAAUCGGACAUGAGUAG
Molecule: messenger RNA, 1152 nt
Organism: Fulvia fulva
Lineage: Eukaryota; Fungi; Ascomycota; Dothideomycetes; Mycosphaerellales; Mycosphaerellaceae
Product: Putative aryl-alcohol dehydrogenase AAD14
Exons: 4
Coding region: 1-1152 (383 amino acids)
Source: RefSeq, a predicted model, not a curated record